AUGGCCCCUAAGAAAAACCAGAAUCCAGAAUGGACUGGCUUAGAAGCCGACUGGGAUUCCGAGGUUUUGUGGAAGCAGGCCUUGAUAGACCCCCAGGCGAGGAGGGAGCAGGAGGCUGAGGAGAAGGUCAAGGAGGAGGCCGCGGCAAAGUCAAAGCCGCCUGAGCCUACCGCUGAGGAGCAGAGCAAGAAACUUACUGAGCUUCACGCCCGGAUGGAGGAACGCAUCAAACGGCUUGUGGAAGGGAGAUACCCUGAGCAAGGUCCUAAAGAGUCGAAGUGA
Colletotrichum chrysophilum is the source of this 282-nucleotide messenger RNA. RefSeq lists its product as uncharacterized. The record is from RefSeq and is a predicted model, not a curated record. NCBI's taxonomy places the organism in Eukaryota, Fungi, Ascomycota, Sordariomycetes, Glomerellales, Glomerellaceae. The transcript has 4 exons. The coding region runs from base 1 to 282 and encodes 93 amino acids.